Messenger RNA from Lachancea fermentati, 1737 nucleotides. NCBI's taxonomy places the organism in Eukaryota, Fungi, Ascomycota, Saccharomycetes, Saccharomycetales, Saccharomycetaceae. The record is from the annotation of a GenBank genome assembly.
AUGUCCCAAGGAAUUUAUCUCAGUGAUGCGCCAGUGAGGAGACCUCAGUACGGUGGAAGUCCUCUAGUUAGGAAAAUUCAACGUGCUUGUAGGCUCUCACUCCAAGAACCGGACUUGUCGCUCAACCUUGACGUUGCCGAUUAUGUCAAUGCCAAGCAGGGUGCUGCUCCAAGAGAUGCUGCUGUGGCAAUUGUUAAGCUCGUUAAUAGCAGGGAUACGCAUACUGCUGUCUUUGCAUUGGCUCUUCUUGAUGUUUUAGUGAAGAACUGUGGUUAUCCUUUUCACUUACAGAUUUCGAGGAAGGAGUUUUUGAAUGAACUGGUGAAAAGAUUCCCAGAGAGACCGCCAUUACGUUUCACUAAAGUUCAACGCCUAAUUUUGACUGCUAUUGAGGAGUGGUACCAAACAAUUUGCAAGCACGCUGCGUAUAAAGAGGAUAUGGGCUACAUUAGGGACAUGCAUAGACUGUUAAAGUAUAAGGGUUAUAUUUUCCCAAAAAUCAAAGAGGAAGACCUAUCUGUCUUGAGACCUAGUGACCAUUUAAAAACCCCAAGCGAAAUUCAAAAAGAGCAGGAGAUUGCUCAGGCUGCCAAAUUGGAGGAGUUGAUCAGACGUGGGAGACCGGAAGAUUUGAGAGAGGCUAACAAGUUGAUGAAAGUCAUGGCAGGAUUUAAAGAAGACAAUGUCGUUCAAUCCAAGCAAUUGAUCAAUGACGAAUUAAGAAAGCUUAAAAGAAAAGCAGAUCUUUUUAACGAAAUGUUGAGCACAUCGGAGAACCCUGAUUUGAGCAAUGAUACCCUCGUUGAGCUCUACAGUGCCCUCAAGGUAUCUCAACCCAAGUUUCAAAAGAUUAUUGAGGAAGAACACGAUGAUGACAAUCUGGUCCAAGACUUGUUACAGUUCAAUGACACUGUCAAUCAAUUGAUGCAGAAGUACAACUUGUUAAAGACAGGCGAAACAGGUCAAGCUGCUGAAAUAAAGCUUUCAGCUAUCUCUUCCCCAACCCCUACUGGCGGUGCUCUGGCCAAUGAAAUUAAUUUAAUUGAUUUCGGUGAUGAGGAUGCUUCAUCUUCACCAACACCUACUGGACCAUCUUCUGGAAACCCUGUUGAUGAUCUGCUAAGUGACUUGGACAACUUAAAUUUUUCACAGCCAUCACAAGGUUUUGGCUUGGGUGGAAGUAUUUCAUUGGGUGCUUCGGGUCCUACCUCUGCUGUGAAUACAACUACUGCACCUGGUAAUAAUAUGGAUCUACUAGCUGGACUGUCAUCUCCAGCAUCACCCUCACCUCAGCCAGUCUUCAACGCCCCUACUUCAAAUACUGCCGAUCUUCUGGGUGAUUUUUCGACGCCUGUGACGUCUGCUCCCUCAAAAAACUCUCUAGAGCAAGUAAAAGUAGAAAUGUCCUCCUCGUCUCACUUGAGAAUUGAUGUUGAAUUGACUAGGGAGUCCGAUUCCGUUUUGAAAAUUGUAUCUUAUUUUUCAAAUAUCGGUACAUCACCUAUUUCAGAGUUGACAUUCAUGGUUGCUGUGCCAAAGUCGAUGACUUUGAAAUUGGAGCCACAAUCCGGGAAUUUUCUACCAGUAAGUGCUCAAAACGAGGUUACGCAGGUUGGUUGGAUUCAAAAUGCUCUAGUCACGUCUGAAAAGGUAUUAAAGGUGAAGUGGAAGGCGUCGUAUAUUGUAAACGCCACUCCUGUUGAGGAAACUGCUAUUUUCGCUCUCCCAAAAAUCUGA